GUGCUUGGCGCUCAGUGCUCGGACCCAGCCAUGAACAUCAUCGGGGCUGAGGACGAGGACUUUGAGAAUGAUUUGAACGAUGUGGUGGAUGAGAGGUGCUUGUUCAGCAGCAUCGAAAUGCUGAAGGAGCGGCCAACACACCUGCUGGUCUUCAUGCAACAUGUCAUCCUCCAGUUUGAUCCUGCACCACUGCUUUGUUACCUUCACGGUGACCUCUUAAAGAACCUCAAUGCCAAAGAAACCAAGAAGCAGUUUGUGGAGUUCUACAACACUUUUUUGGACAAGGGCGCAAUCCUCAGAGUCUCAGUACCUGCUGUCAUAGCCACCGAACUGGACCGAACACGCCCGGACAUGCUGUCAGAGGACGUUCAAAGACGCUUCGCCUACGAGGUCCAGCUCGAGCAGGCCGCCGAGGUGGCCAAGCAGCUGGAGGACUUCAGGAUAAAGAGGAGGAUGGGGAUGACGCCAAACGAGGCGGAGUUGAUCGACGUGGAGAGUCACUACCCAACCGACCGCAUCCCGCUGGAGAUGAAGGAGAAGUCCGUCGCGGAAAACCUGCUGGACAAGAUGUCUGAGACGCAACCCACCAUAGUCUCAGAUGAGGAGAAAUGCCAGUCCAUCUUUUCAGCGGUGGCGUACUACAUGAAGCAUCUCGGUGUGAAGACCAGGGCGGUAGACAGCAAGAAGUCCCGAGGGGGCUUCUUCCGUAGCAAGUUAGUUAAGAACAAGAAGGAUGAGUCCACAAAGACCAAACCCAGGGGGGGCUUCCCUGGAAUCCCUAGCUGGAUUGCUGGCCCUGAGGUCAAAGCUAAAAUGGAAACCGAAGCGGACAAAGAGAAAGGGAGUCAGGAACGGAAGGGUCCAACGCCCAUCCGGGGCUCCUUCAUCGACCCGGCAGCGCCCACCCUCUCAGGCAGGAAGUCGGGGUCCAGCUCUGGAGGAGGCGGCUCCACCCCCUUGCCUUUAGUGGAGAUCACAGACGGCUCGGGCAACAACGUUAGCAUGAGCAACAGCCCUGAGGCUCUGCACUCUGACGGACUCUCCGGCAAUCGUACGGAGCAACUCGUUCUAUCAGAAUGGUCAGACGUGUCCCCUAUUAGCCCGGGGGGCCCGAUGGGUGCCGGGGAGCCCUUCUUGAUCAGUGACACCCCCACAGAGGAGAACUUGGAGAAAGACAGACGCAAGACAAGUAAGAAGGUCACGCGUAGCGAGAGUGCUCGCGUGGACCGCCACCAUUCGCGGCGACGCAGCUCUUCCCGGGCCAAACAGUUUCGCUCUCGUAGCGACGUGGACCUGCAGCCCCCUUCCAAUGUGACGACGCUCAGCCCCCAUUUCAACGAAGGAGGCGUACCGGUUUCCGAGGGCUCCGGCUCGUCGCCUGCCAGCCCCGCCCCUCCUGAGGAGAUGGAGCCCCGUCUACUGGAGUUUGAGCAAGACCCACCCAACUGGAGGGAACUGGCGUCCCCGGAGCUUCUGUCCAGCCUCUCCAAGAAGGAGACCAAGAGACAGGAGGUCAUCAACGAGUUGUAUGCCACAGAGCAUGCCCACGUGCGCAUGCUGAGCGUCCUUCAGAUGGUCUUCUCCAAGCCCCUUGAACGAGAGGAGCUCCUCACCGCCACAGAGUUGGCCACGAUCUUCCCGAACCUAGACGAUAUCCUCGAAAUGCACUAUAACUUGUACGAAAACCUGAAGAAACUUCGUCUGGAGGACAACUAUAUUGUCAAAUCCAUCAGCACCACCGUCCUCAACAGAUUUGAGGGCCCGGAAGGGGAAUGGUUCCAGAAGCUGACAGCCCGCUUCUGCAGUCACCAGUCAUGGGCCCUGGACCAAAUCAAGAGCAGGCAAAAAAAGGAGCCUCGUUUCAACUCUUUCAUCCUAGAGGCGGAGAGCAAGCCACAGUGUCGGAGGCUGCAGCUGAAGGACAUCAUUCCCAUUGAGAUGCAGAGACUCACCAAGUAUCCGCUGCUGCUUGAAAAUAUCGCCAAGAACACAGAGAAUCCCACAGAGAAAGAACGCGUUCAUCAGAGUGCAGAGUGCUGCAGAAAGAUCCUCAAUCACGUCAAUGAGGAGGUCAAAGUGAUGGAGAACUUUCUGACGCUCAAGGACUACCAACGUCGACUGGACACGUCAGGACUCAAGCCCAGUAAUGAGCUUUAUACAGAAUAUAAGAACAUCGAUCUGACCCAGAAAAAGAUGCUUUAUGAAGGUCCUCUCACUUGGAAGGUCACCAAGGAGAAGGCUGUCGAGGUCCAAUGUGUACUGCUAGGUGACCUGCUGGUGCUCCUGCAGAGGCAGGACGACAAGAUGGUGCUCAAGUGUCAGAGUAAAAGCAUCAUCGCCGUGCAGGAAGGCAAGCAGAUGCUUAGUCCCAUCAUCAAGUUGGACUCUGUGUUCCUGCGUGAAGUGGCGACUGAUUUAAAGGCCUUCUAUGUGAUUUUCACCUGGGACAGUGGCGCUCAGAUCUACGAGCUGGUGGCUCAGUCUGUGGGCGAAAGGAAACUGUGGACUAAUGUAAUCAAGUCAGCAGUGGACGAUCUGAAGAAGAGCGGCGCACCCAUGAGGAUCACACUCCCACCUGGAAGUGGAGCAGGACUUAGUCCUUCUGGACUGAGCGCCCCUCAAAGCCCCACCGAGAACGGCAGCUUGAAAAGCAGCAAUGAUCGCGAUAAGGACAGCUUGACGGACGACAAGUCGUCCGAUCCUCGGCACAAUCUGAUCGACUUUCUGUCCGACAAAGGGUUCGACCUUAUCGGACACUCUAACAGCGAUCAAGAAAAGACUGCCGCCAACGCUCUGCAAGAAGUCAUGUUGCUGAAGAGGCUGCUGGUUGGGAGCAUCAGGCUGUCAGAGGACGGACAAAACGGAGAUGACCACAAUCCAGAAAUUGACACCUUUCAAUCAACAGACGAAAGCCAAGCAGCAGAGGACGAGAAGGAACAAGUCGGCGCCAAAGGGGAUGAGGAGAGCCUCCCUUCAGACUCGGCCAGGCUAGUGUUGUCCCCGGAGAGGAUGGCGCAAGUGUGUCGGAGGCUCGUCAGCCUGGAGGAGCAAAUAAAGAGACUCCAGACUGUUGAAGAGGAACAUCACAGGCUACAGGAAGCUCUGUCUAAGUUCUCGCUGGAGGGCGGUCACUAUGCCUAA
Messenger RNA from Nerophis lumbriciformis (worm pipefish), 3141 nucleotides. The record is from RefSeq and is a predicted model, not a curated record. Lineage: Eukaryota; Metazoa; Chordata; Actinopteri; Syngnathiformes; Syngnathidae.